AUGCUAGCGGAAGAGGGCUGGCCCAAGGGAUUCAUCAAUAAGGUUCCCCUCUACUUGUCGGUGUUCUCGACGGGACACAACCGGCUUCUCCGGCUUCCACUGGUCGCAGCGAAGAAGCUGUCGUUCGCGGUGGUGCGGAGGCUCGGGAAGGGGAUGCCCACUGUGUCGGGGGCGGAGGCGUGGGCUUUCAAGAACACCAUGCUCGCGGUGCAGGAGCUCCUCCUGGCGGCGACGUCUCACGGCCUAGCCACGUGCCCGAUGGAGGGUUUCGACAUGAGAAGAUUGCGAAAGGCGCUACGCAUUCCGUUGCGGUACUCUGUCCCGAUCGUGGUCAGCAUCGGCUACCCGUCGGACGAUCGGCGAGAGAUCAAGACCCUCAGGCUGUAGAUAAAACCCAUCAGGCUUGGUGGAUCCAUUCGGAACCCUUCGUCAUCGUUGACUGCCGCAGAAUGGAAAAUUCGCGAGCACCCCGCCUACUGGCCGGUGGGUUGUCCUCACACGCUGUUGCCGCUCGUCAUGCUGAACCAGCUGCACACGCGCCACACUGUCGAAACACUUUGUACACUGUACAGAAAGCGCACGCGCUUCAAAACCUCUAGUUCUGGACCACGCUGGGGUUCUUAGUUCGUAGAGUCAAACUACGUACGGCCGCCAUUUCGUGUUACAAUAGUGUAGGGGUUCUUAACCGAGCUCACAAUUGGUGCUAAAACUUUUGGAAUUGAGUAGUUUGAGGCUCAACUUUGCUACCGAGUUUUAAGUUCGGGCGCUUGCUGUAUUGCUCCAAUCCCCCGCUCCUAUCUUCUUCUGCGGGAUCUGCUGCUCGCUGAUUGGUCGAGGGAAGAUUCCCUCCGGAGGAGGUAUUGCACCGAGAGGAGUUCGGCACGCCUCUGGAAGGCGUUCCUUCGCUCUGAAACGGCCGGCCCUCGAAUGAUACGGACGGUGGUGGCACGGCAUUCCGGACGGCAGGUCCCCUUCACACCACAAACAAGAGGGCACGUGUAGCGGGAUUCCAAACGUCAUACCCUAAACUGGCUGAAGGGGCCGCUCAGGCGGGGAGGGCGGAGGGGAGGGGGGUCGAUUUCGCACGAUGUUUUCCCGCCACGCCCCCUCGUAAGCAUAUUAUGUUUAGACUGCGAAGUUUAGAUUUGGUAUACAAUGGACUGCAAGGGUGGAAGCUCAACUCUGUCUGCAAUUAUUGUGUUGUGUGCAGGAUAUUUUCUAUGGCAGUACCCGAGCAGAAGUUGUCUUCGCAUCCUUUCAUCCCAGCCUUUUGUCUUGGCGCCUAACGCUUUUUUUGUAAAUGCUUCGGUGUGAGAACUGCAUCUAGUUGUACCAUGAGCGAACGCGCUCAAUCUAUCUUUACUUUGCGUAUAUGGAAGAGUUCCUCGACCUGUCUUGUCAAUGUUAGCGUUCCUUGUGUGCAACUAUAUGCACAGCACGGCCGGCGCCGCUGCACGUAGUUAGCUGCAAGACCAGUAGCUUCAAGAUGAGAAGACAGCACGCCAAGAGUAGGCCAGUACAUUUGUGUCCUCAAGCCAGAAACAAGGCAGAAUGGGCAACAGCGAUCCUUGAAGUACAUGCAAAACUUAGGCACGGAGUUGUUCCUCUCUAGAUACUGAACAGUAGUACCAAGGGAAGGGCAGGACGUUAGGAAUCCCGCAACACGUGCCGUCUUGCCCCAUACAGCAACAACGACCCACCCACCCAGCGCUUAUUCGUGGUACACACGACACACGUUUUAGUUUUUCACGAGAAGCUUCAGUAGCAGCAGCAGCGGCAGCAGCGGCAACAACAGUGCUGCCAUUCAGCAGGGUCUUCCAAGCGGAGAAGGAGGCUAUGGCGUGAGUGAUAUAUACAUGAUUUUGCAUGUGCGAAAAUUAGCUUCUUGAUGCGGCAUGGUCGGGUUCACUACUGGAGCUUCAGAGGUUGGUUUAGGUAUGUUGUCGCACCAGAGUUCGCGUCUGUCUGUGUAUGUAGCAGGUGUAUUUUUGAUGAAGGGAACGCGGCUGAAGCUUUUCAUUCACAUGCCGUUGACCAGAGAGAAAAAACAUUUGAAA
Ectocarpus sp. CCAP 1310/34 is the source of this 2057-nucleotide messenger RNA. NCBI's taxonomy places the organism in Eukaryota, Phaeophyceae, Ectocarpales, Ectocarpaceae. The record is from the annotation of a GenBank genome assembly.